AGUUGUGUUUGAACCUGGAGAUUGGGUUUGGGUGCAUAUGCGGAAGGAGCGAUUCCCUGCACAAAGGCAUUCUAAGUUGCAACCAAGAGGCGAUGGACCAUUUCAAGUGAUUGCAAGGAUAAACGACAAUGCAUACAAGUUGGAGCUUCCUGGUGAGUAUAAUGUUAGGGCUACUUUUAAUGUUUCUGAUCUUUCUCCUUUUGAUGUAGGUGACGAUUUGAGGACAAAUCCUUUUGAGGAGAGAGGGAAUGAUGGGAAUCAAGAUGACCCCACAUGUACCACGUCAAUAGAUCCAUUACACAUUCCAGGAGGUUCAGUCACGAGAGCUAAAGCCAGGAAAAUGCGAGAAGCUUUAAAUGGCCUUAUUGAGCAGAUCUGGGUUGAUAACAACAUGCAACAAGUAAAUCGAAGCUUGGAUGAUUAUCAAAGCAUGAUGAACAUCAUUCAGGACUUCAAGGACAUGUUUCCAGAGGACAUCCCUAAUUGUUUACCACCAAUAAGAGAAAUUGAGCAUCAGAUUGACUUCAUUCCAGGUGCAACAAUUCCAAACCGACCAGCAUAUCGAAGCAACCCUAAUCAGACGAAAGAACUUCAAAAACAGGUUGAAGAACUCAUGAAGGGGCAUGUGAGAGAAAACAUGAGUCCAUGUGCAGUUCCAGUGCUACUUGUGCCUAAGAAGGAUGGGACUUGGUGUAUGUGCGUUAAUUGUCGCACUGCCAACAAAAUCACUGUAAAGUAUCGUCACCCUAUUCCUAGAUUAGAUGACAUGUUAGAUAAACUGCAUGGUGACGAUUUGAGGACAAAUCCUUUUGAGGAGAGAGGGAGUGAUGGGAAUCAAGAUGACCCUACAUGUACCACGUCAAGAGAUCCAUUGCACAUUCCAGGAGGUCCAGUCACGAGAGCUAGGAAGAUGCGAGAAGCUUUAAAUGGCCUUAUUGAGCAGAUGUGGGUUGAUAACAACAUGCAACAAGUAAAUCAAGCUUGGAUGAUUAUCAAGGCAUAGAAAACAUCAUUCAGAUUCAAGAGAAACUUAAUCGAGGUCGUUUAUGCUAAAUUACACAGUUUGCGUCAAAAUCCCGCAAUUCUGUCGCAAUUUGUAACAAACUGAUAUUUCAUGU
Rubroshorea leprosula is the source of this 1118-nucleotide messenger RNA. The record is from the annotation of a GenBank genome assembly. NCBI's taxonomy places the organism in Eukaryota, Viridiplantae, Streptophyta, Magnoliopsida, Malvales, Dipterocarpaceae.